This is a messenger RNA of Vanderwaltozyma polyspora DSM 70294, 1428 nucleotides long. RefSeq lists its product as uncharacterized. Gene Ontology annotation, molecular function: transcription cis-regulatory region binding; DNA-binding transcription activator activity, RNA polymerase II-specific. Gene Ontology annotation, cellular component: RNA polymerase II transcription regulator complex. Bases 1 to 1428 code for a protein of 475 amino acids. Lineage: Eukaryota; Fungi; Ascomycota; Saccharomycetes; Saccharomycetales; Saccharomycetaceae. The record is from RefSeq and is a predicted model, not a curated record. The transcript has a single exon.
AUGGAUGCUAAUAAUGAUAUCGACUUUAUGGAUUUUUUGACUGAAAGCAGCAGCAUUGAUAGUAGGAAGAAUUACCUCAAUCUCUCUACAAGUAACAAGAUUAGGAAAAAUGAUAUAGAUGCAGAGGCAAGAAUAAGAAGGACUGCUCAGAAUAGAGCUGCUCAACGAGCCUUCAGGGAAAGAAAAGAGAAGAAAAUGAAAGAACUGGAGAAUAAAGUAAAUUCAUUGGAAAAUAUACAUCAGAAAAAUGAAGUCGAAACGGAAUUCCUCAGGUCUCAGGUCUUAACUCUAGUCAAUGAAUUGAAGAAAUAUAGAUCAGAAACUACAUCCGAUUCAAAGAUUUUAAAAUUAGUAUCAAACUCAAGAGAAAAUACAAGAGAUCUCAGACAUGAUAGUAUCACAUCAUUGGAUUCUGACCAAUCCCCUCUAAAUGAUAUAUCGAAAUUCAAUUUAAAUUUAGGUCAUAUAAAUUUAAGCAAUUCUCCAAACUCCUCCUCAAUAAUGUCUUUAUCUCCAACAGCAAGCAAUAACUUACCAAAUGCCUCAGAUAGUGGGCUUUUCUCAAAUGAUUUCAACUUUAAUAACCAAUUCGACGAACAAGUGUCUACUUUCUGUGCAAAAAUGAAUAAUAACUUCGAAAAUCGUAAAAAAAUUAUUAAAAAGACCUAUGAUGAAAAGAUAAAAUUGAAAUCUGAGUUCAGCGAUGUGAAUAGUGUCCUGGCUUCCCCAUCACUUUCUUCUUCUCGCUUCUCAGAUGACAAUAGUUCAACAUAUUUCAAUACUCGUCACCACCAUAACAACGAUCACAACAAUACUACCACUACUAAAAAUCACAAUUACAAUAAUCAAUCGAUGAAAUCUGAAUUCCCUCCUCUCAUCUUCUUUUCAGAUAAUAACUACAUGGAUUCUCCUGACAACAGUUUCCCGUUAAUUGAUGCCUCGUUGGCUUUCCCAAAUAACAGUAACAGUAACAGAAAUAAUAAUAAUAAUAAUAAUAAUAACGUACUCUUCAGAGAUAUUAGCACUGCAGAGAUGCAAUUCAUGGAUGAAUCGCCAUUACAAAACGUCGAAUUCAACUCAGAGGAUGCGAUUAAAAGGUUAAUUUCAGAAGAACCUUCCCCACAUUACAGCAACAGCGUGCCACAUCUUCAUAACAACAAUGUAAAUUCAGCGAGCUUACAUCCUCUGACAGUGUUGGUGCAAGAACCAGAUGAUGAAUUGGAUGAAGAUGUAGUGGUGCCAUCCACAGAUUCACAAUUAAUGAGAUGUUCGGAGAUUUGGGAUCGUAUAACUACUAAUCCAAGAUAUACAGAUCUCGAUAUCGAUGGGUUAUGUGAAGAGUUGAUGUUCAGUGCCAAAUGUUCAGAUAAAGGUGUUGUUGUUGCAUCCAAGGACGUGCACAAAGUUUUAGCAAAGCAUAUGGCAUAG